This is a messenger RNA of Penicillium malachiteum, 363 nucleotides long. RefSeq lists its product as uncharacterized. The record is from RefSeq and is a predicted model, not a curated record. Bases 1 to 363 code for a protein of 120 amino acids. NCBI's taxonomy places the organism in Eukaryota, Fungi, Ascomycota, Eurotiomycetes, Eurotiales, Aspergillaceae. The transcript has 2 exons.
AUGUGUGAGAAGACAGAGAACGAUGCAGAUUAUGGAUGUUUGGUCUUAUGCGAUAAAGUCCGCGUCGCGGAGAGCAAACACUCAGCCAAUCACAACCCCGCGGAGCAACUAAGCGGGUACAUAUCACCUGACCGCGCACACUUUUUCUGCUACAAAAAGCUGAACUUCACAUUCCUCUUGACCUUCGGUUUCUCCCAAGACCUUGUAACCAUCUACCAUUUGCCUGGUUCAGUCAAAAUGUUGGACUUCUACUAUGUCACAGUGGAUAAUGGUUCUAUUGUCAUCAAUUCCAGGUUUAACCUGAUGAUCAAUUCACCCAUGAUCACGAAACAAAUGAACGUGAACGUUGAGAUUGAGAUCUAA